CGUCCAAAGGCGUGCGUCGUAACGAGUUCAAUUAAUUAAAUCCACGAAGUCAUCCAACCUCGUCCACCCACCGGCUGCGCAUCUCCACUCAUCCAAGAUGCGUACCUACGACGAUACCUUCAGCGGCGAGAAGAUUUACCCUGGCAAGGGUAAACUCUUCGUCCGCGGCGACGGCAAAGUCUUCCGCUUCCAGAACGGCAAGACCGAAUCCCUCUUCCUCCAACGCAAGAACCCUCGCCGAAUCUCAUGGACGACCCUCUACAGAAGACAACACAAGAAGGGUAUCUCUGAAGAAGUUGCCAAGAAGCGUACUCGUCGCGCCGUCAAGUCCCAACGUGCCGUUGUCGGCGCCUCUCUAGACGUCAUCAAAGAACGACGAAGCAUGCGCCCCGAGGCCCGCCUCGCUGCCCGCCAACAGGCCAUCAAGGAAGGAAAGGAGAAGAAGUCCGCUGCGGAGAGCAAGAAGAGAGCUGAGAAGGCUAAGGCCGCUACCAGCGCUGCCAGAGGCCAGGCCAGCAGAAUCCAAAGCAAGCAAGGUGCUAAGGGUUCUGCUCCCAAGGUUGCUGCUAAGUCUCGUUAAGAUUUUGGGAUUUAGUGGUGGCGCCUGGGGUGGUUUUCGUGAGGCGGAAGGGAAAUGGUGCAAUUUAUGAAUAUCAGUGUGCGGGAGCCUCCUAUGAUUUUAGCAACUGGGGAUGUAUAUUCCUUUGUAUUGGAACCCUGUGAGACACAGAUUAGUCUUCUACUAUGGGAGGUUUUGCGCGCAAUGAUUUUCCGUUUGCAAAAAUGGAUUCUUGCUGGAUUUCUUUCUUGUUUUCUUUUACGCUUUUAAUGUCCUGUGGUUUCUAGCUAAAAAGAAAGAGCUCGGUUUCGCAGUUUGUUUACCCAGCCCAUUCUCACUCCAUUUGACAUUGCAUGGUUAUGGCAAGACGAUCCCAAACUGGCUUCUUGCGGUUCUUGGAGUCGUAACGCCAGCGAUGCUUUAUGAGGAACACCUUAUAGGCGCAGCAAGUGUGCUGAUAGCUUAGGAGGUGGCACCACAAUCCCUAGGCUAUCCGCAGUACAUGUCCCGCUCAUUAGAAUCUAAAUCACCAUAACUUAAUACUUCAUAUAGUCUAUUAAUCCCUCAAGUGAGCGAAACCGCAAUUCGGUGUCAG
This is a messenger RNA of Blastomyces gilchristii SLH14081, 1154 nucleotides long. Its product is annotated as 60S ribosomal protein L24. The record is from RefSeq and is a predicted model, not a curated record. Gene Ontology annotation, molecular function: structural constituent of ribosome; mRNA binding. Lineage: Eukaryota; Fungi; Ascomycota; Eurotiomycetes; Onygenales; Ajellomycetaceae. Gene Ontology annotation, biological process: cytoplasmic translation. Gene Ontology annotation, cellular component: cytosolic large ribosomal subunit. The coding region runs from base 98 to 580 and encodes 160 amino acids. The transcript has 3 exons.